AUGCAAACGGAACGGAACACAAACUGGGCGAGAGAGACGUCAACCGAAGGUCCCGUGUUGAAAAGAAACACAGAUGUGUCUAUCGAUGAUGACGAUGUGUAUGAUCACGAUUACUUCGACACCUGCGUCUCGUGCUCUCUCGCCGCCCUCGUCAAAACCCAUCGCCUAUCAUUUCACGAGCAUACGACUCGUAGACGUUGA
Molecule: messenger RNA, 201 nt
Organism: Necator americanus (New World hookworm)
Lineage: Eukaryota; Metazoa; Nematoda; Chromadorea; Rhabditida; Ancylostomatidae
Exons: 3
Coding region: 1-201 (66 amino acids)
Source: RefSeq, a predicted model, not a curated record